Musca vetustissima is the source of this 314-nucleotide messenger RNA. RefSeq names its product UPF0729 protein GD16342. The transcript has a single exon. The coding region runs from base 9 to 314 and encodes 101 amino acids. The record is from RefSeq and is a predicted model, not a curated record. NCBI's taxonomy places the organism in Eukaryota, Metazoa, Arthropoda, Insecta, Diptera, Muscidae.
CCAUAAAAAUGGUUUGUGUUCCAUGCUUCAUCAUUCCCGUGCUGCUGUACAUCUGGCACAAAUUUAUACAACCCAUUGUUCUGCGCUACUGGAAUCCAUGGGAAAAGAAAGAUGCCCAAGGAAAUGUCAUCAAAGCUGGUCCUGAAUUUCCAUUCGAGUGUAAAGGUGGUGUUUGUCCAUACCCUGGUGCUAAGAAAAAGCUGGAAGAUGGCAAAACGGAAGGUGAUACAACGAAAGCAGCAGGGGAAACAGCAACUCCAGAACCAAAGACAGUGACGACCACUGAUAGUUCUGAUAACAAAAAAGAUGACUAA